Messenger RNA from Gasterosteus aculeatus aculeatus (three-spined stickleback), 5273 nucleotides. It is a transcript of the gene elmod3, whose product is annotated as ELMO/CED-12 domain containing 3. The record is from RefSeq and is a predicted model, not a curated record. NCBI's taxonomy places the organism in Eukaryota, Metazoa, Chordata, Actinopteri, Perciformes, Gasterosteidae.
UGAAGCUACAGUCCAACAGGGAACCACAAUUCCCAUGAUGCACUUGAAAUGACAGCGGCCGCUGGACGGGGGAAGGGAAGCUGAGAUUGGAGGGAGAAACAGUGAGAAACUGAGUUUCCAGAUAGUGUGUACAUAUGACCGCCCCUCCUCAGAAGUCUGACGACACAAGAACUCUCUCCAUGACCCACGUCUCACUGGACACCUUCACUUCUCAUUCUGGACGUGUGCCUCUGUUUCAUGUGAGGCUGAAGACAUAACACAGCUUUGUUUCAAAUGAAUUAAAACUGAACUCUUAACCUCGAGGUCCGUACCAGAUCUGUCUUUGGUGCCAAGGAAAUGAAGUGUCUCGGACAGGGAGAGCCCAGCCCUGAAAUGCAAUGUCAUUGUCCAGCGUCUUUGUACGUCUGAUGGUGCUGAGGAAAGGACCCACUGUCCAAGCAGAUCUGAGGGGAAGAGGAAGAAGGCAAGUUUCCAGGAAACUUGUGCAUUGAUGGAUGGCCGUUUCCUUGUGUCUGCUCUUGUAGGCCAAUAACUACACAUUCCUAAGCCAUGGUGGUCCUGGCAUCACCUCCUCAGUCCAUCUCAGUCCAUGACCAGAGAAGCCUUUAAAGGCCAGGAUCAGGAACACGCUCGCCAGCCAACACAUACAACUCAUAUGCAAUGGAAGAAGAUCUUGAUGUCACAUCCCACACUGAGGGCCUGAAUGGUUUUCCACGUGAAUGCAAACCAUUAGAGGAUAUCGUCAAUGGACAGUCCAACCAUAAGCCUGUCAUUAACGGAAUGAUAAUUAGUCACAACGUCACCGACCAAACCAACGGCAAUGCACCACUCAGAUCCCUGCCGAUUUCAGCACUGAAGCAGAAUGGUCUUCUGCAGACUCUGGCAGCCGGAGGGGAGCAGGAUAAGCCUGCAGAGGAAAAUGUGGAGUUGGAAAAGGCCAGAGAAGAGUGGGAGGCUCUGGAGAACGUCCAACCAGCUAUCACUGAGGACUCAAACCCAACUCCACUCAUCUCCUUCAAUGAAGCCCUGCAGUACUUCCAGACCACAGACCUCGUGGACUUGAUUAAGAACAUCCAGCCAACGAUACACAGGACCGGUCUGGCAGCGAUCACGCAUUUCCUCUUCGGACCCCCACGGCUGCACAGGGAACUCCUGGAGGAGAGGAAUCUGGUCUUUGCCAUCGCAAAGUGCCAUGUGGACAAUAGCCAAGCAGUCCACAUGCGUGUACUCCAGACCAUUUAUAAGCGGCUGACCGGCAGCAGGCUGGACUGUCCUCGCUUUGGGGCGCACUGGGAAAACAUCGGCUUUCAAGGUACAGACCCAGCCACCGACCUACGUGGCAGUGGUUUCCUAGGACUGAUGCAUACGCUGUACUUCGUGAUGGACCCAGAGACUCUACCGCUGGCUAGAGACAUCUACAAGUUAUCACAACACCCUACACAGAACUUUCCAUUCAGUGUGAUGUCAAUCAACAUGACCCGCAUCGCUCUGCAAGUACUCAGAGAAGAAGCCAUGUCCAAGGAGUGCAAUCGUCGUCAGCAAGUGGUUGGUGUGCUGAAUGAGUUCUACGUCGCCACGUAUCUGCACCUGUAUCAACUGUGGAAGACCCAACAGAAGACCAUCGUUGACUCUGGCUUUGUUCUGAAAGAAGUGGAGCUGUUCGCCAAAAAGAACCCCAAGCAGAUGCUGCGCCGACUAGAGGUCUUCCUGAAAGAGAGACGGGCAGGUGGAAUCCCCCGUGGGACGUCGCCAGACCCACAGGCCCAACAGCCGUCUCCCAGCCUGGGGCCCAGAGCCGGGGGGGGGCAGGGAAGCAAGGGAAAGGAGAUGCACUUCACGGGAGUGUGUGAACUUCCGCCAGACAUGGAGGGAGAGGCCAGACUCAUCUAAGCUAGACUCUGUGAGUGAGUGAGUGAGCAUCCUGUUUGUGAGUACAUCCAACACGGUAUGUGCGAGAGCUAAAACCCCACCAGUCUCUGAUCUAGGACCUGCUAUCUGAACCUUUUCAAACACUUCCACUCCUUCCAUUGAUGCUGGGGUGCUGCACUUUGAUCAGAUUAAGCUUUGGGGUCUUUCAGAGUUCCGUUUAACUUUGUUUUAUGAAUAUUUAAUGAAUUUCUUUGAACAUAGAACAGUCAAAUAUAAAGAGCCAAUGCAGGUCAAAUGGUUGCCGUAAUGUUCUCUGGGUUUAGUAGCCAAAUUGAAAGCUGCCAAAUUCUCGGUUCAACUAUACGUUCCUAUAGUCCAAAACGCAGACACAUCUUCCCUUAGGGUCUCACAAUCGGGGUAUUUUGACAUUGCAGGGUUGGGGGUUUUCUCCCGCUCUGACAUACAGCUCUUAAUGCACAUUAUUCAAUGCUCCGCUACUUUUACGGUGAGAAUAAACUAAAAAGAAAUUGCCAGUAGAUGCUGUCCUAAAAUAUCUCGCCCUGUAGACUUUGAAUGCAGCUUGCUUGGAGGGUGUGAUGACUGCAUUUCUAUUAGAGCGUGAAUGAAAUGUUUGUCAUGUGAAAGAUGUGCGAGAAUGGUCCAGAUGUGUCGAGGCGUAGCCAGUAGUUGGUGCACUCAUGGCAUAUUUUGCCAGGGGUCUGAUAGACUUAGUCCAGAGCUCCCACUUGACAUGGGGGAAUAUAUUUUAAAUAAUUUUAAAAAUAACUAUUUUAGACCUUUCUGAAGGGACAGCCGCCAUAACUUCACAGUUAGCAUAAAAGCAGGGCAGAAUGUUGUUAUUAAACUAAUGGCUUAAUGAGCGCACGAAGGGUUUUUAACUGUUAAUAUCCACCAGAAUGUAAGAAAAUCCUCUGAAUUCUCAACUUUUCACGGUUAAAACCCAGCAGACGUUUCAUAACAGAGUCUCGUCUGCUCGGCUCGGUCCCGGCUGAAGUGGAAGGUCUGGUAUGAGCUUUCUCUACAUUCCGUUAUAAAGCAUGUGAUUGUAUUUUAUUUGACCAGUUCAAAAUUGGUGUGUGUGCGAGACAGAAAAAUGAAUGAGCUGACAUUGAUGAAGGGUGCCUCUCCUAGGAGAUGUAUGGUACAGUAUGCAAUCCCAGCUCUCACUCAAUGAUAAUCAAAAUGCUAGUGCUGUGUGACGAUAGAAAUCGUUCCUUACUUCAGGGUUUGUGCGCUUUUGCAAGCAAAUGUGUUUGUAUGGAAGUGCGUGUGUGUGUUGUAUGACAGGGACUGACUACAGAUGGGGUGCUUUCCUUGCACACAAUAAGCCAGCUUUACUAAGUACUUGAUCCAUCAAGCUGCAAAGACGGUACUUUUGUCAUUUUAAAAAAAAUGGUACAUAACAUGUCCCGAGGGCAAGAUUUAUCCCAAACAAAAAACACAUUCUUUGGUUUGCUUUUUAAAAAACAAAAAUUGGUACCGGACACGGCUGCAGUCAGCGGCUCUGUGGCCCCGGAUGGAUAGAGUUCCUCGGCAAAGCUGGUUCCUGCUUUGUGCUAAUGUGAAACCGUCUCCCAUCGUCGUAGUCUCAAUCUGUAGCAUGUUCAGGUAGCACUAGUACUGUAGCAUCUUAUAGCCUCCUCCUCUUCGUAAAGCUUGUUGACGUCAUGUCUCAGUUACAGUCCGUAGUGUCUAUUGGUGCGCAAACUGUUACUACUAUAGCACAUUUAUUUAGUAUUUGCAUUAAGCCUCUUUCGGUAGACACACGUUUAUUUGGCGCAGCACAUGUUGUGGAGAGAUGUGGGAUCGGCUCAACGUGUUAUUGAGCUCAACCUUGUUAAACAGUGGUGCCUACAUCCAGUGGAGCCAUGUGGGGUAGAGCGCUGGUUUAUCCUUGUUUCCUGUUUUUUCUUUCAUUUGAUCCACCGUGCCACAGUAAACAUUAUCGUAACGCAGUGAACAUAGUUCAUGUGAUCCCCUAAAACAGGCAGGCCUAAUGGACAUACACACAAGCAUGUACAUUUUCCAUGUCAACAUCUACUCGGGCAGUUGUACUUUGUCAUCUCCAUUCUCAACCUUAUAACUUCAAAAAGAAAACAACGCUGAUGUAGUUUAGCCAAUGGUGUGCGAGUGUUUUGACUGAACAGGAAAAUCUGCACUGUCGUAGAUGUGUGUGUGUGUGUGUGUGUGUGUGUGUGUGUGUGUGUGUGUGUGUGUGUGUGACGAGUGCAAGAGGAAACAGGCCAUCUUCAAUAGCCAUAAUGUUCAUUACCGCCCACCUCAUAAAAAAACCGGCUUGGUGGAGUCCGAUCCUCCUCCCUCCUAAGAAAAAUUGCACCAUGGAUAUGAUCUCCCAUUUAGUUUUAUUCUAUUUUAAACUGAGGAGCAGUACAGUGUAUGUAAAUCAGGAAGUUUGUAUAUAGAGAAUUAAUGAUUGUAACUGUAUGAUUGUCUGUAGGGCAUUAUACUGAAACACAUUGCUUACCUCAAGACUUGAGACAAAUCUCUCCUUUCUCUCCCCUGAUAUUUGUUUGGCCUCCCAGUCAGACCCUCUUUUUUUGUUUCCUUGUACCUGGGCCUUCUCUCAUACCGAUUGGACAUGUUAUAUAAUGUAUAUUCAACACCUGAAGCACUACGUAAUGGCAAAUUAACACACAAGCUGGUCAAUGUUCUGUGUAUUCUAUUUAAAGACACACGUAUAGACAAUAUAUAAGCCCACACAUGCUCCAAAGUCCUUUUUAAAAUGAUCUAUAAUUGGCUGAUAACCAUGUUUGAAAUAAGCUGGUUUCCUUGUGGCUUCAGUGAUAGUACAGUAUACUUUGGCUGUGUUUAAGUGUUCGAUGUCCGGAAACACUAAGAAACAAUCCGUUCUUUACGGCUGCAGUCACAGACAUGCAGUUAAGUAUGUGAUUGUGAAGAUAUAGACUUGAUAAGCAGUCAUAAUACGUCGUAUGCUUUGACCUUGGUAUCUAUUCAGUACCCAAACAAGACCUAAUUUAUCCUCCCGUAUAGCCAAGUCAUAUUUACAGCAGUUGUAAUAGAUCACAUUCCUAUGCGUUGAUCAUCAUUUGGAAUCGCCUCAGUUGUGACACUAGAGCCGAGAGAAGAAGAAAAAAGAAAACGGGUUCUUGCAGGAAGUCGGAUGCUCUGAGAGGUGUGAUGUGAAGUUCUGCUUCAAAUACAAUCACUUCUCUCAAUAUCCUGCGCUUUAUAUGAAGGUGUUUUCUUGUUGCCGUCGCCAUGUCCCUCAGAGCAUUUUAUGACUGUACCUUGAUUGUAGAAAUCCUAUUUUAUACUGAGAGUUAUUUCAGAAAACAGUAUGUGCUGUUGUACAUUAAAUGUAUUGUAUGGAGAAAGCUAAAUAAAUGCUGUUUAAAAAGGAA